GCGGAUUGUCCAACAGGAAGUCGUGACAGUAGACUGCAAGGAGGCCAUAUCGUCACGUGUAAUUCUUCAAAAUGCUGCGUCGAGAGGUGAGACUGAGGAAGGAAUACCUGUACAGAAAAGCCCAGGAGGACAGAUUGUGCACUAUUGAAGAGAAGAAACAGAAGCUCAAAUCUUCUUUGGAUGAAAACCGUCUUAUACCCACUGAGGUUCGGAAAGAGGCUUUAGAGCUACAGAAACUGUUGGAGUUUGAUGAUGAGGGUGGAGAAGGUAUCAGCUCUCAUAUGGAUGAUGAGUACAAAUGGGCAGGAGUGGAAGACCCUAAAGUCAUGGUCACAACAUCCAGAGACCCCAGUUCCAGACUCAAGAUGUUUGCCAAAGAAAUGAAGCUCAUGUUUCCUGGAGCUCAGCGUAUGAACAGAGGAAACCAUGAGGUUAAAACAUUAGUACAUGCAUGCAAAGCUAAUAGUGUCACUGACCUUGUCAUUGUCCAUGAGACAAGAGGCCAGCCAGAUGGUUUGGUGGUAUGCCACCUCCCUUUUGGGCCAACAGCAUACUUCACAUUGUAUAAUGUGGUAAUGAGACAUGAUGUUCCCGAUAUCGGGACCAUGUCUGAAGCCUACCCUCACCUAAUCUUUCACAACUUCUCAUCACGUCUUGGAAGAAGGGUGUCCAACAUCCUUAAGUACCUGUUUCCAGUACCGAAAGAGGAUAGUAGACGUGUUAUUACAUUCGCAAAUACAGAUGACUUCAUCUCUUACAGACACCACACCUACAAGAAAACGGACCACAAAAACAUUGAGUUGUCAGAAGUUGGACCAAGAUUUGAAAUGAAAUUGUACAUGAUCAAGCUCGGCACGCUGGAAAAUGAGAAUACUGCUGAUGUUGAAUGGCGACACCACUCUUACACACGUACUGCCAAAAAGAGGAAAUUCUUGAGUGUGGAGUAGACAUUUUAUAUUUGUCAGAAAUGUGUAUUGGUCAAUCCUUAUUGAUAUUUCCAAAUGAAUUCCACCUACAUAGUGUUCAUCAUUUUUUAUGUUUUUUUCUUCAUUUAAUUGUGACACUUACAAAUUUGGAAGCAAGGUGGGGAAAUUGCUGUCUGCAGAACGAUGUUAUUAUAUGGUUUACAAUUAAGAAUUUUGUACAGCACUCACUAAACAUUAAAACAACUUAACCAUGUAUUUGCUUUGUAUAAUUUCUUCAUUAUGCUUUAUCAAAUGUGGUUUUGCAAAGUUUGUAUUGAAAACAUUUUUGGCAGUUUGUGCUCCAGUAUAAGGAUUUUGUUCAGUUGUCAUUUUUCAAACCUUUUCAGCUUAUUUCCGUUAAUGGAGCACAAAAGUAGAUGUUAGGCAGGAGUGUUAGGGACUGACAAACUCAGUCACCAUUCACUUCAAUUGCAUCUUGGGUCUAUGUAAUGAAAGUGAAUUGUGACUAAGGCUGUCAGUUCCUAAUAUCUGUCUUUGUGUUCCAGAAAAGAGUGUCAUCACUCAACAUGAGUGUGAGUAAAUGAUGACCGAUUUUGUUUGGGUGAACUAUAUAUAACGACAUAUAAAUGCAUAAAUCACACCUCACACAUUUAGAGAGUUUCUAAGAAGAACUGAAGUUUCAAUAAACAUGUAUUUAAACUAUCGGGCAGGAACUUUCUUUGAAAUCCGUAUAAACAUUUGGAACAA
Messenger RNA from Xyrauchen texanus (razorback sucker), 1673 nucleotides. It is a transcript of the gene imp4, whose product is annotated as IMP U3 small nucleolar ribonucleoprotein 4. Gene Ontology annotation, molecular function: snoRNA binding; rRNA primary transcript binding. Lineage: Eukaryota; Metazoa; Chordata; Actinopteri; Cypriniformes; Catostomidae. Gene Ontology annotation, cellular component: Mpp10 complex; nucleolus; small-subunit processome. Gene Ontology annotation, biological process: rRNA processing. The coding region runs from base 72 to 947 and encodes 291 amino acids. The transcript has 9 exons. The record is from RefSeq and is a predicted model, not a curated record.